GUUGCAAAUUGAGUGCGAAAAUUAAUUUCUGCAUUCUAUCCGUUUGUGCUGUUGAUGUUUUUUCUUCUUCUUCAGAUAAGUAAGACUCGUGAAUGGCGCAAUUCACCUAAAGCCUGCAGUGAAUCAGACGUGUCGUCUUGUUUUAUGAAUUUGAUAAAAUGGAUAGUGUUCGACUCUCUGUCAUAGAAAGUAGUAUGUGUCACACCCACAAUUGUGAUAUUUUGAAUGACACAAAAGACGAAAUAUUGAUGGUUGACAAUGAUAAUGAAUUGGAUUGUGUUGACGAUGAAGAUGAUGACAAACGAAGCAUUUCAAGUGAGAGCACGUGCUGUGGCAAUAUAAAAACUGAAACAUUAAAACAUCUUAAUAAUGCUCAACAACAAUCGUGUGACUUUGAAAUAUGGCGACUGUUUCAGGUGGAUGAUCAUAAUAUGAAAGAUAUUCCAAAUUCAGAUGCCAUUUUAAACAUUCUAGCAUCGACCGAUUUGGAUGGAGAAGAUUUCGUAAUUGCGCCAGAUGAUGUAAACAAUGCAUUGUUGGUGUCAAUCUUGAUGGGCAGACGUAAUUUUGUACAACGAUUUUUAAAUGAUUUCAAUGCGGAUGUGAAUUGUAUGGAUAACAAAGGUCGCAGCGCGUUACAUUUGGCCUGCUCGACUGGCAAUGUGUGCAUUGUAAAAUUGUUGAUAAAUCGCGGUGCGUUAGUAAAUCGAUGGGAUCAUGCAAUGAAAAUAACGCCAUUACAUUGUGCAUGUAAUGCAUGUAGUGUCGAAUGUGUAAAAUGUUUGAUCAAUAACAAAGCCCAUGUGAAUGCAGGCAUUGAAAAACGAUCCGCUUUACAUAUUGCUGUGGAAAAAAAUUCAAUAACAUGCGUGGAAUUUUUAUUAAAAAAUGGCGCCAAUCCGAAUACACCACAAGUUUAUACAGAAACACCGUUGCAUACAGCAGCCGCAUUGGGAAAUAUUCAAUGUAUGAAAUUACUGUUGGCCUAUGGGGCUGAUGUUCGUUCACAAUUUGGUAAAAAACGAAUGACCGCACUGCAUUUGGCCGCACAAGACGAUUACACGGAUUGUGUGAAAAUGCUUUUGGAGCAUGGUGCCAAUGUAAAUGCCAAAAAUGUUGAUGGUAAAACACCAUUGCACUUGGCAUGUUUGUCACAAUGUGCCGAAACGGUGGAAAUUUUAAUUGCGAAUGGUGCCGAUGUAAAUGAAACAUAUUCCGAUGGUCGCACGGCAUUGCAUGCUGCCAUUGUCAAGGAGUCCAAAUGCUUGGAAUGCACACGGAAUCUACUUCUUGCUGAUGCAGAUGUUAAUCGAGCCGAUAACUAUGGAUACACCCCUCUGCAUAUCGCCGCACUCAAUGAAUCGAGUGCGUGUGCCUUUUUACUCAUCGAGCAUGGAGCCGAUAUAACAGCUCGAACGGGUGGUGGCAUUACCGCUCUGUCGUUUAUUGUGCGACGUACACCUGAAGUAAUACCAAAAUUUUUGUCCAAAUUUGAUGCAUCGAUUAAAGUCAACGAACAUGAAAUUGGCGACGUUGAUUGUGAAAUCAAAAUGGAUUUUCGACUAUUGGUGCCGAAUCCAAAACAUGGCGAAACCGAUUUAAUGUUGGCAUUCAUUGAAGUGGGCAAAAAGCGUAUUUUAAAGCAUCCAUUGUGUGAAACGUUUCUGUUUUUGAAAUGGCAUCGAAUCCGAAAAUUCUUUUUAUUCAGCUUACUGUAUCAUGCGCUGUUUGUUAUGCUAUUUUCCAUUUUAAUCAUUGGAGUAUAUGAGAAGGAAUGCCCUGGUAAUCAUGCUAUAUUCGGUUAUUCAGCCGAACCAGAAACUGAAAAAGACUGUGAGGCACCGUACUAUGUAAAACCAGUUGGAUAUAUUGUAAUUAUAAUGAACUUCUUAUUACUUGCGAAAGAAUUUUUUCAAAUGGCACAUGGUUUCAUGUUAUACGUUAAAUAUUGGGAAAAUUGGGUACAAAUGCUCAUUAUACUUGGUGUAUUUGUGUGCGCGACUCCGGCCACUGUACGCGAGGAUGAUUUGAAAAAAGUACCAGAUGGUCAAUAUCAUGUGGCGGCCAUUGUAAUAUUUCUGGUGUGGUUGGAAUUGAUGAUGAUUGUUGGCCGAUUUCCAAUAUUUGGCUUAUAUGUGCAAAUGUUUACCAAAGUCGCGGUCAAUUUUGCAAAAUUUCUACUCGCAUAUUGUUGCCUAUUGAUUGCAUUUGGUUUGAGUUUUGGCGUCCUAUUCAAUUCGUAUCCAGCAUUUAAAUCAAUUUAUUGGACCAUGUUGAAGACUAUAACAAUGAUGUCCGGCGAAUUAGAAUUUGAAGAUAUUUUUUACGCAAAAGACUAUCCAAUUCAAUUUCCCGUCACAUCGCAUUUAAUGUUUUUUGCUUUUGUUGUACUUGUAACAAUUAUUUUAACAAAUCUCUUAGUCGGUUUAGCUGUUAGCGAUAUACAAGCGCUACAAGAGUCGGCCGGUUUGGAUCGUCUAACGCGUCAAGUGGAAUUGAUCGCAAGAUUGGAAAGUCUUUUCUUUUCGAAAUUAUUUCGUUCGGCACCGCCGAAAAUAAUCCGAAUGUGUCAGCAAAGUGCACUCUUGCGAGCAUCACGAUAUCAUUUACAAUUCAGUUUUCGUCCAAAUGAUCCAAGAGAUCGACGUUUACCCAAAGAACUGGCAUUUAAUAUUUAUAAAUUGGUGGCCGAACGUCGUGAUCGAAAUGUGAGCAUAAAACGACGAAAGCGAGAACAAAAUAUCGCAUAUUUUGCCGAUACACUUAAUAAACAGUGUGGUGAACCAUUUAUACGAAAUCAUUGGGCAAAAGAUCGCGUUCGUAUGAAGAGUCAACGUCGACCGAACAGUGUGAAUACCAAUCAACCACAAACCAUCGAAUGUAUAUCAUCCAAUUUUAUUGAGAUUGAUAAAAAAGUAUGCGCCAUCAUAACGCAAAUUAACGAAUUAACUAAUAAAUUGGAUAAUAUACAAUCAAUUUCAAGUAAGAAGAUUGAUGACAUUUCCAAGGAGAUUGGCAUUUUGAAAGUCAAUACUCAAACACAUUAUAAAUAA
Contarinia nasturtii (swede midge) is the source of this 3053-nucleotide messenger RNA. It is a transcript of the gene pyx, whose product is annotated as transient receptor potential channel pyrexia. The record is from RefSeq and is a predicted model, not a curated record. Gene Ontology annotation, molecular function: monoatomic ion channel activity; protein binding. Gene Ontology annotation, biological process: monoatomic ion transport; transmembrane transport. Bases 159 to 3053 code for a protein of 964 amino acids. The transcript has 6 exons. Gene Ontology annotation, cellular component: membrane. Lineage: Eukaryota; Metazoa; Arthropoda; Insecta; Diptera; Cecidomyiidae.